Limulus polyphemus (Atlantic horseshoe crab) is the source of this 1023-nucleotide messenger RNA. RefSeq names its product transcription factor Sox-14-like. The transcript has a single exon. Gene Ontology annotation, biological process: regulation of DNA-templated transcription; cell differentiation; anatomical structure morphogenesis. NCBI's taxonomy places the organism in Eukaryota, Metazoa, Arthropoda, Merostomata, Xiphosura, Limulidae. Gene Ontology annotation, molecular function: DNA-binding transcription factor activity, RNA polymerase II-specific; RNA polymerase II cis-regulatory region sequence-specific DNA binding. The record is from RefSeq and is a predicted model, not a curated record. The coding region runs from base 1 to 1023 and encodes 340 amino acids.
AUGAUUUUGUCGGAGACCCGGUUUCCCAGCUUAGCAGAGGUCUAUCGACUAGCUGCCACACUGGAGCCUCUCGGGAACCAGUCAGGUGGUCAGGGCUCCAUGAGCCUGACCACCACUCGAUCUAAUAGUACUAAUGAUGUCCACGUGAAGCGCCCUAUGAAUGCUUUCAUGGUGUGGUCGCGUGCACAACGGCGAAAGAUCGCCUUAGAGAACCCAAAGAUGCACAACUCGGAAAUCAGCAAGCGACUGGGCUCCGAAUGGAAGCAUCUAUCGGAUUCGGAGAAAUUACCCUUCAUCGAAGAAGCGAAGAGACUGCGGGCGUUACACAUGAAAGAACACCCAGACUACAAGUACAAGCCCCGCCGAAAACCCAAGAACUUGCUGAAAAAAGACAGAUUCCCUUUUCCAAUGCCAUACAUCCCCGCACCCAUGGACUACCUGGGGAUGGGUUUUUCAAGAGGUCUUUUUCCACCCCCGCCCCUGCCUGGACUAUUUCCUUUUCACUCAGGGACCAUGGAGUCUUCAACUGCAGUUCCCGUUUCAGCUCCAGUCCCUGGGAUAGGACGAUUUUCACCUCCUACCGAAGAAAGAGAUAGCAAGUCUACUUCAAGUCCAGAACUCAUAUCUAGUCAUCCCCUCCAGCCUCUGACUUCUAUUAGCUCCAAGAGCUACCCAAUUACUAGUUUACCCUACGGCUCAGCAUCUCUUUAUCCCGGUUUGUCUGUGUCCGUACCCGGCUACGUCUAUCCGUGCGGCUGUGGAUCUCAAGGUUACAGCUACCCAUCCAGCAAUGGUCCUGGUGAAGCAAGCAGGCACAGCUGUGGUGGAGUGAAUUCUUUAGUCUUGAAUCCAUUUUUGAAGAGCACAGACGGAAUAGGCUACGCUGCAGCCGCUGGAGCACCUUCUGGCUUUCGGGACCUCAACGUAGCUUCUGCCGGUUCGUCUAGUGGCGGUUUACCGGCCACUCAUCUCCUGGGACUUUACUCCUCUUGUCUCGUACGCUCUAAGCCUUCGGAAGGUUAG